Messenger RNA from Symbiodinium natans, 2259 nucleotides. The record is from the annotation of a GenBank genome assembly. NCBI's taxonomy places the organism in Eukaryota, Dinophyceae, Suessiales, Symbiodiniaceae.
AUGCCCCUGGCGUCCGUGCUGAGGCGAUGCACAGAGGCAGCGUCCAGCCAAGGAGCUUUCAGCUGCGCCCACACUUCAGAGGCUGAGCCAGUCAAUGGUGUCACCACUUCAAUCUCGAGUGCGUCUGCGUUGGCCGUGCAGACUGAUAGCUUCGAGGCCUUGCUUCAGGCACCUCGACACAGUUGCUUUCCUCGCCCGCGGCGCCGCCGCCCGCGCGCAUGGGCCGGCAACCAUGGUCCACGCGUGAGGGUAAGCGGCCCAUCAACCAUCCAGACCCUUCGUGGCGAGCUUUGCGGCCGCAAGGUAGCAUUGAUUCUUUGCGGCGAAGCUCAUGAGGAUGCCUUGGAUUUGACCCGGCCGAGAAGCAUCAUUGCAGCAAAGCUCGGUUGGGUGCCUUUUCAACUGCCCCACGCCGUCGACGUUGCUGCGGCAGUUGCCUGUCACGCCUCCUCCUCCUUGCGUGACGUACAGGCCUGGGCACAAGAAAAACUACCCCGCCUUGCCGCAAAGAGUUUGGAUCUUACUGGGAGCUUGCUGUUGUUCCGUCGAAGCCAUGGCCCGAAGGAACGUGGCAUUGCAUGGCUUUUCCUCCCGGGCACGGUGAGUUUCUUGCCAGAUGCAGAUCAGGCCGAUGCCGAGAAAACGCGUGCAUUCCUGUGGGACGACGUGGAUGAAGAUGCCAGGUGGGUGCGACAGCAAAAAGAGCAGGGCUUACGGGUGCCUCCCGUCACACAUGAUGCCAUUAUCUCGAGGCGGAAGAAAUUGCGCUUGAAGGAGAAAGUGGAGUUGUUUGAUGAUUGGCUGCUGAGACAUGCCAGCGAUUCCCGAGUGCAGUUAAUCCUGGAAGGUUCCGUUUGGGACACGGAGGUGGAGCUGCACGAGGAGUCGGGAGUUGCACCAGCACCACUGGCACACCAGUCGCUGCAAGGCAUGGAGAUGGACUCGUGCGAUGAAGAGGAGGACCAGGCGGACCCGUCUACACGCAGGUUUUGUGGCGAGGAUGGGACUGGGACCUUGCUCGAGUUCCUGCGCCGCCGUGUGAUGCAGAACGUGGACCCGCGGAGGAUCCGCUUCAUGGAUCCCAGGGAGCUGGGAGACCCGGAAGACGAUGAGCUGCGAACCAGGUUCCAAAGCCUUCUCGAGAAGCCCAUGCCCCGGGACGUAGAAGAGGAGACAGCGGACGCAAAAGGCUUGAAGAUACCCGUGCGGCCUACAAAAACGUGGAUUAAGCAGAUGCUGGAUAUUCCGGCAAUUCCAUCUUGGGAAGCCUUCUUUGGAGCGGCCUCUGAGCUACUCUACUACUCCCCGCACAUCCGUGGCGACUUCGUGCCGUUUCUCGCUUGUGUGCUGAAGCACUCGCUGGAGUCGCCACGGCCGCAGGAGGCGGUGCUUGAGUUCUUCCAGCAUCUCUACACCGGAAAGGUGUCGGAUGCUCUAGCAAUGUUGCGCCAGGAUGAGAAAGCGCGCUCCUGCCUCCGUGUACGGUCCGUCCUGCACUGUCGCCCGGGCCAAGGCUUACGACGGCGCCAGGACGUUCGGCGAUUGAUCCCAGUCCGCAGCGCUCCUGUGGAUCGUUUCCUGAAGGCGCGCGGCUCUUCCCCACCCAGGACCUGGGUCUCAGAGUUGGCGCAGCGUGUGAAACGCGGGGGCGCGGACGAUGUGGUGAGCGCAGCUCAUGAAUGGUAUCUCAGCUCCGUGGAGGCUUUCUUGAACAACCCCAAAGCAGAAGAUGUCGAAGGAGACUACUUUGUUGCGUGGCUCCGGGAAUGUCACCGCGACAUAUAUGAAGACAUCGACACCUCGGACCCAGCCGUGCUGAGAACCCGCGACCGCGUCCCAAGCUUGUCAGACACGAGGACGUUCCACAACCUUCGGGGGAUCCACAUGCCGGGCUUUGAGGCUGCGAUGCAAGAAAUCUUCAGCUUUGAUCCGGAUGCAGGAAGGCCCACCACAAAAAGGCAGAGGGUUCUGGCCAAGAUCGUUAUCGAUGUGUUUCAGUUGCGCAUGGUGGAUUUGGCAGUCAUCCUUUUGGUCGCAGAGCGUGUACUCCAAGCAGCAGUUGGAACCGAAGUCGUCGUCCUCCUGUAUGCUGGGAGUGAUCAUGCCAACACGGUGGAGAGCUUCUUCCGCAAGCACGGCUUCCGAGGAGAUCAUCUUCCUCGGGGUGGACGCGUGGGAAAGGACUACUGGUAUCCUGACGAGGAGAGAGGGCUUCACCUGCCAAGCUACCUUCGUGACUUCGGCGAGCUCUUCAGGUAG